This is a messenger RNA of Miscanthus lutarioriparius, 438 nucleotides long. Lineage: Eukaryota; Viridiplantae; Streptophyta; Magnoliopsida; Poales; Poaceae. The record is from the annotation of a GenBank genome assembly.
AUGGCAGGAGCAGCGAUCCUUCGUUCUUUGGCCACCAAGACGAUGGCCCGCGCACAGCCUCGCCUUCCAUCUGCACUGGAGCACCAUGGCCGCCUUCCAACAAGCUCCGGUGGCCUUUGGCUUUCUAGAUUCUCCACAUCUACUGGUGGUUCCAUGCCGCCAGUUGCCAACCUCAGGGGGCCUCAAACUGAUAUCAAGAAAGUUCGCAGUGGCAGUGACUGGGACCGGGUAAAGACCGCAGCCAUAGAAGCUACAACCACAUGUGCUUUCUUCACAGUUGUUGGUGGCGUCAUUGUUAUAUAUGGCUGGGUUAAUCCGGCACUGGAUCGUAUCAAUGCCAACUUGGAAGCUAGUAAUCGACUUGACAUGGAAAUAAUGGAUGAGAUAAAACGCGGUCAUCAAAGGAUUCGUGAGCAUUGUGGUUCAAGCGAAAGUUAG